AUGUCUUGCUCAUCUCGUGUCUCCUCUUCCAGGGCUGGGGGCAGCGGCUCGGUCAGGGUGUCCGCUGCUGGGAGCAGCUUCAGCAGUGGAAGCAGAUGCGGUCUGGGGGGUGGCUCUACCCGGGGCUUCCGAGGAGGAACCGGCGGCUGUGGCCUGAGUCAGGGAUCAAGCAGUGGCUCCGGAGGAGGUUUUGGUAGCUCGGUACAGGGUGGCUCUGGAGGCACUUCAGGCUCUGGGGCUGGCUUUGGCGGAGGCUCUGGCUUUGGUGGGGGGUCUGGCUUUGGUGGGGGCUCUGGAAUUGGGGGGGGUUCUAGUGGAGGCUUCUACAUCUAUGGCGGUGGUCUGGGGGUUGGAAGGGGGGGUGGUGUUGGUGAUGGGGGACUUUUCUCCGGAGGUGAAAAGCAAACCAUGCAGAACCUCAAUGACCGCCUGGCCAGUUACCUAGACAAGGUCAGAGCCCUGGAGGAGGCCAACAGUGAUCUGGAGAACAAAAUCAAGGAGUGGUAUGACAAAUUUGGGCCUGGGUCUGGAGAUGGUGGAUCUGGAAAAGAUUACAACAAAUACUAUCCAGUAAUUGAAGAUCUCCGGAAUCAGAUCAUUGCUGCAACUAUUCAAAAUGCUGGGAUCGUUUUGCAGAUUGACAAUGCCAGAUUGGCUGCUGAUGACUUCAGACUGAAGUAUGAGAACGAGCUGUAUCUCUGGCAGGCCGUGGAGGCCGACAUCAACGGCCUUCGGAAAGUUCUGGAUGACCUGACCAUGACACGCUCUGACCUGGAGAUGCAGAUUGAGAGCCUCACUGAGGAGCUGGCCUACCUGAAGAAGAACCACGAGGAGGAAAUGAAGACUAUGCAAGGAAGCUCCGGAGGGGACGUGACCGUGGAAAUGAACGCCGCCCCUGGCACCGACCUGACCAAGUUACUGAAUGACAUGAGGGCACAGUAUGAAGAGCUGGCAGAGCAAAAUCGCCGCGAGGCCGAGGAGCAGUUCAACAAGCAGAGCGCAUCACUGCAAGCACAAAUUUCUACCGAUGCCGGAGCAGCCAGUUCUGCCAAGAAUGAGAUCACAGAACUGAGACGUACUCUGCAAGCCCUGGAAAUUGAGCUUCAGUCCCAAACGGCCAUGAAAAGCUCCCUGGAAGCGACGCUGGCUGACACAGAAGCUGACUACAUGGCUCAGCUGUCAGAGAUCCAGAUGCAGAUCAGCGGCCUGGAGGAACAGAUCUGCCAGAUCCGGGGCGAGACCGAAUGCCAGAACACAGAAUAUGAGCAGCUGCUGAACGUCAAGACCCGCCUGGAGAUGGAGAUUGAGACCUACCACCGCCUGCUGGAUGGAGAGGGAGGCAGUUCUGGUUUUGGAGGAUCUGAUUUUAGAAACUCGGGCUCCAGAAAUACAGGAUCCAGAAACAUGGAAUCUAGGGAUUUGUCCGUGUCUGGUGACUCAAGAUCUGGAAGCUGCUCUGGCCAAGGAAGAGAGGCAAACAAGACAAGAGUGACAAAGACCAUCGUGGAGGAAGUGGUGGACGGCAAAGUCAUCUCAUCUCAGGUCAGCAAUGUUUCUGAAGUGAAAGUUAAGUAA
Messenger RNA from Puma concolor (puma), 1575 nucleotides. RefSeq names its product keratin 24 (gene KRT24). Gene Ontology annotation, biological process: intermediate filament organization; epithelial cell differentiation. Gene Ontology annotation, molecular function: structural molecule activity. The record is from RefSeq and is a predicted model, not a curated record. Gene Ontology annotation, cellular component: cytoskeleton. NCBI's taxonomy places the organism in Eukaryota, Metazoa, Chordata, Mammalia, Carnivora, Felidae.